Hibiscus syriacus is the source of this 1921-nucleotide messenger RNA. RefSeq names its product single-strand DNA endonuclease 1. The record is from RefSeq and is a predicted model, not a curated record. The transcript has 14 exons. NCBI's taxonomy places the organism in Eukaryota, Viridiplantae, Streptophyta, Magnoliopsida, Malvales, Malvaceae. Gene Ontology annotation, molecular function: DNA binding; 5'-flap endonuclease activity. Bases 11 to 1807 code for a protein of 598 amino acids.
AGGGGAGAAAAUGGGGGUAAAGAAUUUGUGGGAUGUUUUGGAAUCAUGCAAGAAAACGUUGCCUCUUCUCCAUCUCCAGAACAAAAGGAUAUGCAUAGAUCUGUCUUGUUGGAUGGUUCAGCUUCAAAAUGUUAACAAGUCUCACUGUCCCAUGAAGAACAAGCUUUAUCUCAUGGGUCUCUUUCACCGCAUCAGGGCUCUCAUUGCCUUGAAUUGCAGCCUUAUUUUUGUCACCGAUGGUUCAAUUCCUGCCAUCAAAUUAGCUACAUACAGGCGGCGGUUAAACUCAGGAAAUGAGGUGGAGAAUCAGGCUACUCAGGAUGGGGCAAAUUCUCAGAAGUUAUCUUCUCUUAGAAGGAAUAUGGGAUCUGAAUUCUCAUGCAUGAUCAAAGAAGCAAAAUACCUUGGAUCAGCACUUGGAAUUCCCUGCUUAGAUGGUAUCGAAGAAGCUGAAGCACAGUGCGCAUUAUUAAACUUAGAAUCCUUAUGUGAUGGGUGUUUCUCUUCUGAUUCAGAUAUAUUCCUUUUCGGCGCCAGGACAGUGUACAGAGACAUUUGCCUUGGCGAAGGAGGCCAUGUUGUUUGUUAUGAAAUGGAUGAUAUAGAGCAGAAAAUUGGAUUUGGAAGGAACUCUUUGAUUUCUUUGGCCCUUCUUCUUGGCAGUGAUUACUCUCAGGGUGUUCAUGGUCUUGGUCUGGAGGCAGCAUGCCAGAUUGUUAAAUCGAUUGGGGAUAAUCAUAUUCUUCAAAAAAUUGUGUCAGAAGGACUUUCUUUUACAAGGAAGAAAAAGAAUCCAAAGAGACAGGGCCAAGUCGAAUGCAACAACAUGACAACCACAUUUUCUAGCAAAGUGAACAUGAAUGGUGAGAUUCAGAUUCCGCAAAAAGAUAAUAACUAUUUGCAAGUGGUGGAAGCAUAUAUGAACCCCAAGUGCCACUCAGCUGACUCUGAUGUAGUCCAUAGAUCUCUAGUGCAACGUCAAUUCCAGCGUGAGCGACUCCAGCAGAUAUGCACUCGGUUCUUUGAGUGGCUUCCUGAAAAAACAGAUGAAUACCUUCUUCCUAAGAUUGCUGAAAGAGAUUUACGUCGAUUUGCCCAUUUGCGAUCAACUUCAUCUCGGUUUGAUGUUAAUAUUCCACUGAAGGAGGUGCCUGUAAAGUGUCCUGUAUCAGCAAUUAUCAAGCGCCGAAAAGUUAAUGGAAAAGAAUGCUUUGAGGUGAUGUGGGAAGAGUCCUAUGGAGUUAAAAGCUCUGUAGUUUCUGCAGAUCUUGUAGAGAGUGCUUGUCCUGAAGAGGUCAAAGAGUUUGAUGAGAGAAGAGCUCUAGGGAAGAAAAACCAACGAAAAUCAAGACCGAAGAAAUCAGGAAAAGAAUGUUCUGUGGCUGAAAUAGACCUGAAACUCCAAGAUCUGUUGCUUGACAUUGAGUUAGGGAGCAAAUCCAGUCCCAUGGCUUCAAGAGAAAUUAUAUCAGACAAAAUGACCACAGCGACUGAGAUUAAUUUCAUAAACCGAGAUCCCCCUGUUAUUUCAGAUUCAAAAGGCAAUUCUGAUUCCAGAGCUGCGAUCUUAUGUUGGGAAACUGGUGCGACUGUUCCAAAGCAUGAAGUUAUUGAUCUUUUGAGCCCCUCUCCACUAAUUCACUCCAGGAAUGUCUCUAGAUGUGCACAAAUGAAUGAUCAGCACAUUAGUAUAAUUGAUUUGAGUGACUCGGAAACUGAGAAAUCACCCGAGCAUGCAAGGAAAGCAAGAGAGUUUAGAGUAUUUCUUGCCAGCAUUCGAGAUGACUUUUCAUUGAAUAAGCCAUGAAACACUUUUGCAGAUAGUCAACUAUUAUGCAUGCUUUAUUGUUGUAAUAUGUCAAAGAUGUUGAUUAACCUGUCUUUAUUGUGAGUUAGUCUUUUAUAUGUUCAUCAUGUUUGU